UCUAUUUUUCUUUUUCGUUCACACAUCAUCGUCCCUCUCAAGUCUUAGCCAAAGCGGGAAAAAGCCCUACCGAGGUUUCAGGCGGGAGUCUUGGAGAAAGAGAUCGAUGGCGCCACUGGUCCAGAGCUCUCAGCCAUGGGUCGAAAAAUAUCGGCCGAAGCAAGUGAAAGAUGUGGCUCAGCAGGAUGAGGUGGUCCGCGUCCUCACCAACACCCUAGAGACCUCAAAUUGUCCGCAUAUGCUCUUCUAUGGCCCGCCCGGCACUGGAAAAACCACCACCGCUCUCGCCAUUGCCCACCAGCUUUUUGGACCUGAACUCUACAAGUCUAGAGUUUUGGAGCUCAAUGCAAGUGAUGAUCGUGGGAUCAAUGUUGUUCGGACAAAGAUCAAAGACUUUGCUGCUGUCGCUGUGGGUUCUGCUCAACGACAGGGGGGUUACCCUUGUCCACCAUUUAAGAUCAUUAUUCUUGAUGAGGCGGAUUCAAUGACAGAAGAUGCUCAGAAUGCCCUAAGACGUACAAUGGAAACUUACUCCAAAGUCACAAGAUUCUUCUUUAUAUGUAAUUAUAUCAGCAGGAUCAUAGAGCCACUUGCUUCAAGGUGUGCAAAGUUCAGGUUUAAGCCACUUUCAGAAGAUAUAAUGAUCACCCGUGUACUGCACAUUUGCCAAGAAGAAGGACUUGACCUGGAGCCAGAGGUUCUGUCAACACUAAGUUCUAUCUCACAAGGUGAUCUUCGUCGAGCUAUCACAUAUUUGCAGUCAGCUGCUCGCUUAUUUGGAUCUUCUAUUACUUCAAAGGACCUGAUUAGUGUCUCCGGGGUAAUUCCACAAGAGGUUGUCGAUUCAUUUUUUGCUGCUUGCAGAAGUGGCAACUUUGAUUUGGCAAACAAGGAAGUCAACAAUGUAAUUGCAGAAGGAUAUCCAGUCUCCCAAAUGUUUUCACAGUUGUUUGAGAUUGUGGUUGGAGCAGAUGAUAUAUCAGAUGAACAGAAGGCUAGAAUAUGCAAGAAAUUGGGCGACGCAGAUAAGCGUCUUGUUGAUGGCAGUGACGAAUACUUGCAGCUGCUGGAUGUUGCAAGCAGCGCAAUGCGAGCUAUCUGCAACAUGCAAGAAGAAUUCUCUUAAGUGAAUCAUUUCAGAACUCAGAUGCAGGUGUUUUCUAUAUUGUAGAAACUAGUUAUUGAAUAUCUUUUGCUGGAACAUAAUGAUGUUGUGAAAUAGACGGAGAACUAGCUAAUGUUUAUUAUCUCUUAACAUGCGAUAGCUUAUUGGAUUAAUGGAUUUAGCAGUGAGCAUGGGAGACA
Messenger RNA from Rosa chinensis, 1305 nucleotides. RefSeq names its product replication factor C subunit 4. NCBI's taxonomy places the organism in Eukaryota, Viridiplantae, Streptophyta, Magnoliopsida, Rosales, Rosaceae. The record is from RefSeq and is a predicted model, not a curated record. Gene Ontology annotation, molecular function: DNA clamp loader activity; ATP hydrolysis activity; DNA binding. Gene Ontology annotation, biological process: DNA repair; DNA-templated DNA replication. The transcript has 12 exons. Gene Ontology annotation, cellular component: nucleus; DNA replication factor C complex. Bases 107 to 1126 code for a protein of 339 amino acids.